Hyalella azteca is the source of this 908-nucleotide messenger RNA. Its product is annotated as integrin alpha-IIb. Gene Ontology annotation, molecular function: integrin binding. NCBI's taxonomy places the organism in Eukaryota, Metazoa, Arthropoda, Malacostraca, Amphipoda, Hyalellidae. The coding region runs from base 1 to 387 and encodes 128 amino acids. The record is from RefSeq and is a predicted model, not a curated record. The transcript has 4 exons. Gene Ontology annotation, cellular component: integrin complex; external side of plasma membrane. Gene Ontology annotation, biological process: cell-cell adhesion; cell-matrix adhesion; integrin-mediated signaling pathway.
AUGACAGAUAACAAUGAUAAUCAACAUCAUGUAACUUACGUCUCCUCCCAUCCCCCCGCAGCGUCACUGAUCGACGUCCAGGAAGGCACGACGUUCGCCACGGAGGCCACGGCGACAGUGUUGAGCCUGUCACCAUCUGUCACCUUCACUGGCCACCGGACCGUGUCAGGGCGGGCGAACACCUCCCUCAUCCCGGGGUGGCUGCCUGGGGAAGGCAUACCUUGGUGGUGGUACCUGCUGGCGGUGCUGCUGGGGCUGCUGCUGCUCUCUGCCCUCAUAUUUACCCUCUAUAAGCUCGGGUUCUUCAGGAGGAAGGAGCAGGAGGAGAUGGCCGCCCUCACGGCCAGCCUCACCAAGGCUGACGGGGGAGCCUCUGGGAGUAGUUAGCCUCCCACCCUUUAGCCUCCCACCCGCUGCCUUCACCCUUUAGCCUCCCACCCGCUGCCUUCACCCUUUAGCCUCCCACCCGCUGCCUUCACCCUUCACCCUUAAGCCUCCCACCCGCUGCCUUCACCCUUCAGCCUCCCACCCGCUGCCUUCACCCUUCAGCCUCCCACCCGCUGCCUUCACCCUUCAGCCUCCCACCCGCUGCCUUCACCCUUUUCUAGAAAUCCUCUUCUUUAAAAAACGCUUUUCUAUCGCGAAAAUGAAAAAUUUUUGCCAUUUCAAUUGAGAAGUUUUGAUCUCCUGGUAGCGUUGGUGUCUCGAAGACUUGAAUAAACUCCUUGUGCAAGAGCUGCGUAAGUUGCAGCAUUUUAAUGUUAAGUUCAAUCGGGAAUCUUUAUUUAAUUUAACUACAUUGUUUAGUUCAAUUUAAUUGAUAUGUUGUGCGUGAAGUGAACCUCCACUCCCUAGUCCACAAAUAACCGAGGUUUGUAAGGGUAAAAUUUUACUAGAGUUUUUUUUUU